ACUUUGCUACUGAAUUUUUUCAUACAUCAUACGGAAAGUCACCAUGAGUCAGUUAGCGGAAUUUCAGCAUGUUCUGCAAGAGUUUAGUCCUCUACUCGACUCGUACUGGCCAUACGUUGUGGGCAUUGUAUUGGGAAUUUUAACAAUGAUAAGCGGGUCGAGUUUUAGGGCUUAUAUGGGAGGACCGGACUGUCCCAGCGAGGAGAGAAUCGAUGGGAAAACGGUUGUGAUAACUGGGGCUUCGAGCGGUAUCGGUAGAGAAACAGCUUUAGAACUGGCAAGGAGAGGAGGACACAUAGUUUUGGCUGUCAAAGAUGAAGAAGCUGGGAAUAAAGUAGCCGAAGAAAUACGAGCCAUGCCUAAUGGAAAGGCAGACGUUAGAAUUGUGGACUUGUCUUCGCUGAAGAGUGUUCGUGCCUUUGCCGAAGAUCUGGAACUAGACCAAGUCGAUAUAUUGAUCAAUAAUGCGGGAAUCGCUUUUCAUCCGUAUGAAAAAACUGAGGAAGGUUUUGAAAUGCAUUUUGUCACCAACUAUCUUGGACAUUUUUUGCUGACGCAUUUACUGCUGCCGAAACUCAAGGCAGCUAAACAAGGUAGAAUUAUAAAUGUCUCAGCUCAAGCCCAUAUAGCUAGUGAGAUUCACUUGGACGAUUUGAAUUUGGAAAAGAAUUUCUCCCCAUUGGAAGCCUUCGGACAGAGCAAACUUGCUUUGAUACUCAUGGCUAGACACAUGAGUAAUGUUUUGAAAGAUACGAAUGUGACGGUGAAUGCGGUAAAUCCUGGGCGUGUUAGAGGAACGCGGCACAUGAGAAGAUCUCCGAUCAGUUCCACGUACAUAAUAAAGUUAUCAAUGCAGCCAUGGAUGUGGUUACUACUUAAAAAUCCUGUGCAAGGUGCACAGACGUCGGUUUAUGCCGCUGUAUCUACUCAGCUGGAGAAAAGCACCGGAAAGUAUUUUAGCGAUUGCGAUACGAAGACUCCGUCACGGAAUGCCAUGGACGAUAAACUAGCCGAGAUACUGUAUUCAAAGUCACUUUUGCUCGUACAACCAUUCGUGGAGCUUCCUGAGAUUGUCACAACGAAUGAGUGAACACUUCACUACCAAGCGAACACAGAACAGCUUGGGAAGAUUAUAGUGUUACACAAAAUUCUGCAAGUGAACAACCAGACUCGACUAAUUAUUACAUAAGUAUCGUCAGCUGAUAUAUUAUAAUUGUUUUUUACCAGAACCCAUUUCCAUUGCUAUUGGAAUUGAGUAUAAUAUUUCUGUAGAAGGUGAGUGCAAAGUUGAUAAGUUAAUUCGGUUAAAAAAUCGGCGCACUCGGUUUUCUAAUUUUAAACCAAUAUACCAGAGUAUUGUUAUUGUCAGAAAAUUGUCAAGAAUCGUUACUCGGUUUAUUUACUAGAUCUCUGACCAGAUUUUGUAUCCGAAUAUUUUCUACUAAAAUAUAUUUAUAUUAAGUGGCA
Diprion similis is the source of this 1467-nucleotide messenger RNA. RefSeq names its product retinol dehydrogenase 13-like. The transcript is spliced from 6 exons. The record is from RefSeq and is a predicted model, not a curated record. NCBI's taxonomy places the organism in Eukaryota, Metazoa, Arthropoda, Insecta, Hymenoptera, Diprionidae. The coding region runs from base 44 to 1090 and encodes 348 amino acids.